Messenger RNA from Eucalyptus grandis, 1371 nucleotides. Its product is annotated as TMV resistance protein N-like. Gene Ontology annotation, molecular function: ADP binding. Gene Ontology annotation, biological process: signal transduction; defense response. The coding region runs from base 1 to 1371 and encodes 456 amino acids. NCBI's taxonomy places the organism in Eukaryota, Viridiplantae, Streptophyta, Magnoliopsida, Myrtales, Myrtaceae. The transcript has 5 exons. The record is from RefSeq and is a predicted model, not a curated record.
AUGGCGAAUUCAGAUGCUGGAACGAGUAGCGGCAAUGCAGGAGGAGGCAAGUAUCAAGUAUUCUUGAAUUUCUGUGGCCAAGAUACUCGAGAUGGAUUCACCAGCUUCCUUUAUCAAGACUUGAGAAAGAAUGGUAUUCAUGCCUUCAUGGAUGACGAAGAACUUCGAGUUGGCGAAGAAAUUGGGGGAGAGCUCCUGCAAGCAAUCGACGACUCCCAGAUCUACAUACCCAUCUUCUCAGAAAAUUAUGCCAGUAGCAAAUGGUGUCUCCGUGAGCUCAUAAGGAUGGUAGACAACAUAUCCAAGUCAAAGGAGAAACAAAUCCGACCCAUUUUUUUCUACGUGGAGCCAAAUCAUCUUGAAACCGAAUCAUACAGAAAGGCCAUAGGAGACCACAAGGAGGAGCACGAGAAGAAGCAACAAGAGAAGUUGCCUCACGAGCGAGAAUCCUGGGAGGGAGAAUCCUGGGAGGAGGCUCUCGAAGGUUGUUGGAAUCAAGGGCUGGGAGCUGCGAAAAGCCAAGCGGAAUUUGUGGACAAGAUAGUUGAAGAGGUUUUGCAGGAGCUGAAGAUAAAAUAUAAGUCUGUGACCAAAGAUUUAGUUGGACUUGAUCAUCGAGUGGCAAAGGUACUGGAAUUGUUGGAUCAAGUGAGGCUGCUUGGAAUUUAUGGAAUGGGGGGCAUCGGUAAAACCACUCUAGCAAGGUCAGUCUACAAUGAACUUCAUUCUCGCUUUGGAAAGUGUUGCGCCUUCCUUGCUGAUAUUCGAGAAACAUCAAAGAAGGAGGAUUUUGUCUCGUUGCAGAAGAAGUUACUAACAGAAAUUGGUAGUUCCAGUGCAGCAGAAAGUAUUAAUGAUGUUGAUGACGGAAGGAAGAAGAUAGGGGAAAUACUUGGCGGUAAGAAGGUUCUUGUUGUUCUUGAUGACGAGAUUGAUUCUGACCGUGCACUCCAAAUUCCGACUUAUGAAAUGAAAGAAAUGGAAUCUUGCCAUGCGAUCGAACUUUUCAAGAGGCAUGCGUUUCAUGGAGGUUCUCCGAUAGAGGAUUUUGAUAACCUCUCAGUGGAUAUUGUCAAUACUACUGGAGGCCUACCUUUGGCUCUUGAAGUUAUAGAUGAUUCGAAAGUAUGGGACUCACUUAAGAUGGCAAUCAAACUUAAAAGUCUAGCUCUUGUAAAAUGUCAUGGCAUUACUAGAACUCCAGACUUGUCUAAAUGCUUGGCUUUAGAGAGGUUGACUUUUGAUGAUUGUAGGAGCUUGAAAGAAAUCGACAACUCCAUUACAAUGCUAACGUGCUUGCUUGACUUGAAUAUUACCCAUUGUGGGCUCGUUGAUUUGUGCCUAAUGAUAUUGGAAGCUAAAGAAGCUUGA